Molecule: messenger RNA, 5655 nt
Organism: Lotus japonicus
Lineage: Eukaryota; Viridiplantae; Streptophyta; Magnoliopsida; Fabales; Fabaceae
Product: sister chromatid cohesion protein PDS5 homolog A-like
Exons: 33
Coding region: 230-5209 (1659 amino acids)
Biological process (GO): mitotic sister chromatid cohesion; DNA repair
Cellular component (GO): chromatin; nucleus
Source: RefSeq, a predicted model, not a curated record
GUUAAUUUCGGUUGGGUGUUCGAAAAUCCAAAGUCGUGUGAGUGUGAAGUAAAAAGAGAGAGAGAGAGAGAGAAACACAAACAAAACCCUUUUCCCUCUUCGUUCGUUCUUCGUUCUUCACACUCUUGUAAUUCCAAUUCUCAACCUCGUUUCGUUUCAUUUCGUUGAACUCCAUGAACGAGCACUGAAACGACACAGACCAACUGUCGUUUCGAUACAGAGGAAAAUCAUGGCUCACAAGCCUCACCUGCAGCAGCUCAGGGACCUGGGAUCCAAGCUCGACAACCUUCCUUCCUCCAAAGACGCUCUCAUCAAGCUCUUAAAGCAAGCAACAGCAUGCCUUGCUGAGUUGGAUCAGUCACCUUCCACUUCAAUAUUGGAUCCGUUGAAGCCCUUUUUUGAUUCCAUUGUUAAGCCAGAAUUGCUGAAGCACCAAGAUAGGGAAGUCAAGCUUCUAGUUGCAACAUGUAUUAGUGAGAUAACUCGGAUCACUGCACCUGAAGCUCCUUAUGGUGAUGAAAUUCUAAAGGAUACCUUUGAGUUGAUUGUGGGCACUUUUAGUGGUCUAAGCGAUACCAACGGUCCAUCCUUUUCCCGUAGAGUUGGUAUAUUGGAGACUCUUGCAAGAUAUAGAUCAUGUGUUGUGAUGUUGGAUCUUGAAUGUGAUGAUCUGGUGACUGAAAUGUUCAGUACUUUCUUUGCUGUUGCCAGAGAUGAUCACCGAGAAAGUGUUCUGUCAUCCAUGCAAACUAUAAUGGUGGUUCUCUUAGAAGAGAGUGAGGAUGUCCCCGACGAACUUUUAUCUAUUCUACUAUCUACAUUAGGUCGUGAAAAAAAAGGUGUUACUAAGGCUGCAAGGACACUGGCUAUGAAUGUCAUACAGCAAUGUGUGGGGAAACUUGAACCCAACAUUAAACAAUUUUUGCUAUCAUUGAUGUCUGGAGAUAGAAAGCUAGUGGACAGUGAAGUUGAAUACCAUGGAGUUAUCUAUGAUCUGUAUUGCUGUGCUCCUCAGAUUCUAUCUGGAGUUCUCCCUUAUGUGACUGGAGAGCUGCUGACUGAUCAGUUGGAGACCCGUUUGAAAGCAAUGAACUUGGUUGGCGAUAUAAUAUCUGUUCCUGGAACUUCCAUUCCUGAAGCAUUUCAGCCUAUAUUUUCAGAAUUUUUAAAGAGGUUGUCUGAUAGAGCAGUUGAGGUUCGCAUGUCUGUUCUUGAGCAUGUAAAGAACUGUUUGCUGUUAAAUCCUUCAAGAGCUGAAGCUCCUCAAAUAAUAUCUGCCCUUUGUGAACGGCUGCUGGAUUUUGAUGAAAAUGUUCGAAAGCAAGUUGUGGCUGUUAUCUGUGAUGUAGCAUGUCAUUCCCUAAGUGCAAUUCCACUUGAAACUGUUAAACUUGUUGCUGAGCGGCUUCGUGAUAAAUCUCUACUUGUUAAAAAGUAUACGAUGGAGAGAUUGGCUGAAGUGUACAGAGUUUUUUGUGAGAAGAGCUGUGGCACAGUCAAUUCCAAUGAAUAUGACUGGAUUCCUGGAAAGAUCCUUAGAUGUUUAUAUGACAAAGAUUUCAGAUUUGAUAUUAUUGAAGCUGUUAUAUCUGGGUCCCUGUUUCCAGCAGAGUUCUCAAUUAGUGAUAUUGUUAGACUUUGGGUUGAGAUCUUCUCUGGAUUUGAUAAAGUGGAGGUCAAGGCUCUUGAAAAGAUACUGGAGCAAAAACAAAGGUUACAGCAAGAAAUGCAAAGGUAUUUGUCUCUGAGGCAGAUGCACAAGGAUAAAGAUGUUCCUGAGGUCCAAAAAAAGAUUAUUUUCUGUUUCAGAGUAAUGUCCCGAUCAUUUGCUGACCACGUAAAGGCCGAAGAGAAUUUCCAGAUUCUUGAUCAAUUAAAGGAUGCUAAUAUCUGGAAGAUUUUGAAAAAUCUUGUUGAUCCAAAUACUAGCCUCCAUCAAGUUCGUGCCUACCGGGAUGAUUUGCUUAAAAUACUUGGCGAGAAACAUCGUCUCUAUGAAUUUCUGAACACCUUCUCCUUGAAGUGCUCCUAUUUGGUUUUCAACAAGGAGCAUGUAAAAGCAAUUCUUGUAGAAACUGUAGCUCAAAAAUCUGCUCAGAAUACUCAGCGUACACAAUCUUGCAUGAAUAUUUUGGUGAUAAUUUCUUGUUUCUGUCCAUUGCUUCUUAGUGGAAGUGAGGAGGAGCUUUUAAAUUUACUGAAGGAUGAUAAUGAUAUGAUUAAAGAGGGUGUGUUGAAUGUUUUAGCCAAGGCUGGUGGUACUAUUCGUGAGCAACUUGCCGUCACGUCAAGUUCGGUAGACCUUAUUUUGGAGAAAUUAUGUUUACAAGGCAGUCGGAGACAAGCAAAGUAUGCUGUUCAUGCACUGGCUGCAAUAACGAAGGAUGAUGGACUCAAAUCUCUUUCUGUUCUAUACAAGAAACUUGUACAUAUGCUGCUGGAAGAGAAAACACAUCUGCCUUCAGUACUGCAGUCUCUCGGGUGUAUAGCACAGACUGCAAUGCCUGUCUUCGAAACUAGAGAGAGUGAGAUUGAAGAAUUUAUAACAAACAAGAUUCUUAAAAGCGAUAGUAAGGAGCAAGAUCACACAAAAGCAUUUUGGGAUAAUAAAAGUGAUCUUUGUAUGUUGAAGAUAUAUGGCAUUAAAACCUUAGUAAACAGCUACCUACCUGUCAAAGAUGCUCAUCUUCGUCCUGAUAUUGACAGUCUUCUAGAUAUACUUAGGAACAUGCUAUCUUAUGGGGAAAUAUCAAAAGAAAUACAGUCAAGUUCAAUUGAUAAGGCCCAUUUGAGGCUUGCUUCCGCAAAGGCAGUUCUUCGUCUGUCAAGGCUUUGGGAUCAGAAGAUACCUGUUGAUAUUUUUCACUUAACUUUAAGGGCAUCUAUGAUCAGCUUUCCUCAAGCUAAGAAGAUUUUCUUAAGCAAAGUUCACCAAUAUAUUAAAGACCGCCUUUUGGAUGCCAAAUAUGCUUGUGCAUUCUUAUUCAACAUGUUUGGAUCCAAGCCAGAGGAAUUUGCAGAGGACAAACAGAACCUGGCAGACAUUAUUCAAAUGCACUACCAAGUGAAGGCACGGCAAAUAUCUAUGCAAUCAGAUGCUAAUUCAUUGACUACGUACCCUGAAUACAUCCUUCCUUACCUAGUUCAUGCACUUGCUCAUAAUUCAUGUCCUGAUGUUGAUGAGUGCAAGGAUGUUGGAGCAUAUGAUAAUAUAUACCGGCAGUUGCACUUAAUACUGUCAAUGUUACUGCAAAGAGAUGAAGGUACCAAGUCGGAAGUAACUACUAAUAAAGAGAAGGAAAUCAUAUCCACUAUCACUUCGAUCUUCCAGAGUGUCAAGCAUUCUCAAGAUAUGGUUGACAUAUCAAAGACAAAGAAUUCUCAUGCAAUAUGUGACAUUGGGUUAGAAAUAAUAAAACAACUAGUGCAGAAGGAUGUUGAUUUGCAAGAAUUGUCUCAUUUGGUGUCCCUACCUCCAACACUGUACAAAGCAUCUGAGAAGAAGGAAGGAGAUGGCACUAUGAUUAGUGAUGUGAAAAGCUGGUUGGCUGAUGAAACUGUCUUUGCUCAUUUUGAAUCUCUUGAACCGGAAAUGGUCCCAUCCCAAUUAGCUGAGGAUGAUGCUUCAAAGGAUGGUGAAGACGAAAAUGAAAUACCUCUGGGAAUGAUGUUAAAGCACAUAAAAUCUCUGGGAAUCAGUGGCAAAAAGGUGAAAAAGAAUAAGUCUCUGCCAGCUGAAACAAAAAUGGCUGAAAAUGACUAUGAUAUCUUGAAUGUGGUCCGAAAAAUUAACUUGGACAGCUUGGGGGCAUCUGCUAAUUUUGAAGUGAGUAAUGGUCAUGACCAUGCUUUGAGUAAGAAAGGACUGAAGGAUCCAGAGCAUGCUACAGGUGUAAAAAGAAAAACUGAAGAAACAGCACCUAUUCCUGUGCCUAAACAUAGGAGGUCUUCCUCUUCUAAUGGAAAAUUGAGAUUAUCAACUAGUACAUUAAAGGCAUCUCGAAGAACUUCAGGAGAAUACUCCCAUGGAGCCAGAUCACUGUUGGAUGCAGAAGUUAGCCCUGAUACAGAUAACAAAAAUAUGCAGAGAAUAAUGGUCGAAGACUUGUUAUUGUCCUCGUUAAAACAGAAAGUUAAGGGCUCUGAAACUGAAAGUCAUAAUGCUGAGUCGAAUGAUCAUGAUGAACAUGACAUGAAGAGUCCUGAUAAUUUAAGACAACGUGAUAAGACUGCAAGUAAUAAUUCAAAGUCAUCCAUUACUAAAAAGUCGAAAAGAAAAAAUAUUGCGGGGUUGACUAAGUGCACGACAAGGGAAAGUGAAAUUGAUACUGAAGAUCUAAUUGGUUGCAGAAUUAAAGUUUGGUGGCGAAAGGAUAAGAAAUUUUAUCUAGGCACUAUUAAGUCAUAUGACCCUUUAAAAGGAAAGCAUGUGAUGUUAUAUGAUGAUGGAGAUGUAGAAAUACUCCGCUUGGAAAAGGAGCGCUGGGAGCUUAUUGACAAAGGCCGCAAAUCUUCUAAGAAGACAAAAAUCUCUUCGCUUGAAAAUUCUGGACAAAAACAUAAAGGUUCAAGUCGCUCAAGUAAAAAGACAAAAAAAUUAGUUAAUGGCAAUCAAUCUUCAAGCAAACUUGUAAAUGGUGGAAACAAUCAUGUAUCAAGAAGUAAUUUGCAUCAAGAAGAUGCCGGGGAGACUUCUGGGAUAUCAAAUCCCGAAGAGACCAUAAAGUUUAGAGCUGAUGAGAGUAACUCAGAAGAGGAACUAGCUGGAGGGUCUGACGAAAUCACAACAAAGGGGAAGAUAUCUAGCAAGAAAGUAAGACCAAUUUCCAGAAUAAAGAGGCUCAAGAGAAGUAAGAGCUUUCAUUUUAUGGAAGAAUCAGAUGAAGAGAAGCAGGAUUAUGCUGAAACGAUUUCUGAAGAUAGAGAGAGCAUCCCACAAUAUAGUUCGGCAGAGAGGGAAGUGCAUGAAUCAAGUGGAGCUUCAAGGGAAAAUGUUAAUAGAGAAGGAGAAGCAGAUUCUGAAGGGCGUCAGGAUAACAGCGACGUGGAGGGUAGUCCUGCAGAAAUGGAAAAAUCUCUUGUAGAACCAUCAAGUAAUCCUAAUGAUAUCAGGAUUGAUAUCAAGAUAGCUGAUAUUUCUGAUGAUGUGCCUCUGAGCAAAUGGAAGCAUCGGAUGGGGAAGAAGAAAAGUUCAGGGAAAACGCGGUGAGCAGUUUAGCAGUUGCAGCUAGCUCUAGUCUGUCAAAAUUGUUGCAGAGGUGGUGCUGUGGUAGUGCUUAUUUGUUCUCUUCAGCACUAGUACAGGUGUUAGCGCGAAUGAAGAUAUGCAAAUGAAGAUGGCUGCCAAAUUGGACAUCUUUAGUCAUUAACACACUAAUAAAUAUGAAUCACAUGCCUUGUAGUCUCUACCUGUAGAAUGUAAAGUAGCACAAGUCAUUCCCAUGUUUAGAAAAAAACAUUUGAAGGUGCUUCUGGGUUCUUCAGGGUUAUGUUCCUGCUAAAAUGACCUUUUAUUAGUCCAGGUGAUAGGUUUUACAUGAAGGAGUGGCAUUAGCAUUCCAACACAGAUGAGAUAUAGUUGACAAUGGCAAUCAACAAUGUGUACAGCUUAUAUGUGGGGAUAAUUGCAUUUGUUUCUUCAGCAUAUUUUAAACA